CAUGGUAGUAAAUAUCAACAACAGUAAAUCAGCAGGGUAUGUCAACACUAGUAACGCAGGGAUCCUGAAGAUCGGACUUUGGCACUAUGGUUGGAACGUAGCUUUGUGCAUGUGUGGAACAGGUAAAGGUGAGUGUUAAAGAAAGUUGAAGAUGUCCUCUACUACCAGCCCACCCAGCUUCACUCAGCUCAAUGACCUGGCCUGUGCAAAGGCAGGUGGCAUGGUUUUGUUUGCUACAGAUGACUGGUUUGCUGUGGCUGAUAAUCUUAUCAAGGGCGACCCACCCCAAUGGAAAGAGGGAGUGUUCACAGAGUACGGCAAGUGGAUGGAUGGAUGGGAGUCACGCAGGAAGAGGCUGGUGGGCCAUGAUUGGUGCAUUGUCCAGCUGGGUGUGUCAGGGGUCAUCAGCGGAGUGGAGGUGGACACGAGUUACUUCACGGGAAACUACGCACCGCGCUUCUCCCUACAGGCCGCGUGCUUACCAGAUGGUACCACAUUCCCAACCAGACAGUCCAAAAUGGGCACUGCUGCCUCCCCACAGCAGAUAACUGCUAUGGAGAAGAUGAAAACUGAGAAAUGGACAGAGUUAGUUCCCAUGACGCCCCUGAGACCAGGCUAUCCUGACACAUGUAAGAACUACUUCCCCAUCUCCAGCACACAGAGAUGGACUCAUGUCAGACUCAACAUGUACCCAGAUGGUGGUAUUGCCAGACUGCGUGUAUAUGGCAUUGGCAGUAAAGACUGGUCUACAGUGAAAAACAGUGAACUGGUAGAUCUGGUUGCCAUGGAGAACGGAGGGGUGUGUCUGGGGUUCAGCAACGCCCACUACGGACAUCCCAGGAACGCCAUUGGGCUGGGGAGGGCCGAGAACAUGGGUGACGGCUGGGAGACUGCACGCAGGUUGGACAGGCCUCCCGUACUACAAGCUGACAAGAGUGGUGUUCUGAUGGUGCCAGGUUGUGAGUGGGCUGUUUACAGACUCGGACAUCCUGGAGUCAUUCUGAAGAUUGAAAUUGACACCAAUCACUUCAAGGGAAAUUACCCAGACUCCUGCAGAAUUGAAGCCUGUGCACUGUCCCCUAAAGAAGAAGAGGCUGUGUUUGGGACAGACAGUGCUGCCACUGGGAAAUGGAAAACCUUGCUUGGACCAACAAAGUUGUCUGCACACCGGCGUCGGUUCCUGAGUGGAGGCCAGGUCCAGCCUGUGGGAGCGGUCAGUCACGUCCGCCUGACCAUGGCGCCGGAUGGCGGGAUCAGCAGGAUGAGACUGUGGGGGUUCCCUCGAGCUCUGAACCCUGCCAAACUGUAGCUGGUACAGUCAAACCCUGUCAAACUGUAGCUGGUACAGUCAAACCCUAUCAAACUGUAGCUGGUACAGUCAAACCCUACCAAACUGUAGCUGGUACAGUCAAACCCUACCAAACUGUAGCUGGUACAGUCAAACCCUAUCAAACUGUAGCUGGUACAGUCAAACCCUGCCAAACUGUAGCUGGUAUAGUCAAACCCUAUCAAACUGUAGCUGGUACAGUCAAACCCUAUCAAACUGUAGCUGGUACAGUCAAACCAAGCCAACCAUCUUCUGUUAUGAGACACAUCAAAACACUCCCAUUCAUGACGGGCCAACCGUCUUACCCAAUCAGCAAUCACUUUGGCAGUCCCUGGGAGCAUUUGUAUCUUUAUCAAUAAACAUUUCAGGUGCCAACCCGGUCUGCCUUUGGUUUCAUUUGAACAUCAGACUAAAAAGAAUGUUCUGAUCAGUGUUCUAGCCAGCCACUAGUUUUUUCCGUCCCCUGGAUUUUGAAUGGAAAUCCUGUGGAAUUCACAACAAUCCUAUAGCUAGGGGGGUCUGGGGGUAUGCUCCUCAUUAAAAUCUUGUUCAGUCAAAAAUUUGGGUGAGUCCACUUUUCGUGUUGGAUAUUACAGUUUAACUAUUCAAUAAUAAUCUUGAAAUCUAGUCUCUCUGAAAUGCUAUUUCCUUUAUUUUGAGGGGCAAAUUUGCUGGUAGACUUAGUUAAAUUAAUAUCUUUAUAUGCCGAUUUUUGUCUGUCCCAGCAUCAAAAUUCCAUCAAAGGACAGAUGCUGUCUAGAACCGUUGAUACACAGUGUAUAUCUUCACAACAAGAAUGCCAUCGUUAAGAUAGAAGUGGCUGAUGAAAAGUUAGGAUGUGUGUAUCUUUUUUUGUCUCAUGUCAUAUGAUGAAAGUGAUUUAAGGUCCGUCCAAUAGGAGUACAGGAUUCUCUGUCACCAUGGAAACCAGUCAUCACAAUGGCUUGAUCCUGUGCUGAUUUAUUGUGGGGC
Molecule: messenger RNA, 2299 nt
Organism: Branchiostoma floridae (Florida lancelet)
Lineage: Eukaryota; Metazoa; Chordata; Leptocardii; Amphioxiformes; Branchiostomatidae
Product: allantoicase-like
Exons: 14
Coding region: 152-1309 (385 amino acids)
Biological process (GO): allantoin catabolic process
Molecular function (GO): allantoicase activity
Source: RefSeq, a predicted model, not a curated record